AUGACCAGUCUAACUGAUGUGGAUUUAGUACGGUGUAUUGUUAUCGGCGAUGAAAAAUCCGGUAAAGAACUGAUGAUGAUGAAAUACGCUUCGUUUACCGGAGUACGGUAUAACGCCGAACGUAAAGAGAUUGUUACCGCUUUCAACGGCAGUGAGUGUGUUAUUGUUGAUUCGCCUCGGAUCAUCGACACUGACGCCGACGAACCCCAUGUCUUCCUUCUUUGCGUUUCAGUGGCCAGCAGGACGAGUCUAGAAGAGGCUGUGACAAUGGUUUGUAGCAUUUUUGAGGAUUUCCCUCUAAUAGUUCCGUUCGUUCUAAUCGGAACCCAAAUCGACAAACGGCUAUCAAUGUGUGUUGAGAAUUAUGGAUCUGGAGAGACGAAAUACCUUCCGGUGCCACUAAACCAAGCUGAAUCGUUUGCGAAACGAAUUGGAGCUAGCGAAUACCUAGAAUGUUCUGAAGUUACCGGAGUAGGGCUUGAUGAUGUGUUUGAGAGCGCUUUUGAAAUCGGUCACAACUAUGCGCUGGAACGAAUACGAGGUCUUCGUCGAAAAAUUUCACAUCCACGGUAG
Messenger RNA from Angiostrongylus costaricensis, 573 nucleotides. Lineage: Eukaryota; Metazoa; Nematoda; Chromadorea; Rhabditida; Metastrongylidae. The record is from the annotation of a GenBank genome assembly.